This is a messenger RNA of Daucus carota subsp. sativus, 1650 nucleotides long. RefSeq lists its product as uncharacterized. The record is from RefSeq and is a predicted model, not a curated record. The transcript has a single exon. NCBI's taxonomy places the organism in Eukaryota, Viridiplantae, Streptophyta, Magnoliopsida, Apiales, Apiaceae. The coding region runs from base 720 to 1529 and encodes 269 amino acids.
AACUCAUUUUUGAAAUUUAAAUCCCACUCCCUGUGUCACAAUCACACACUUAUAAAUACAUAUAUUUAUGUUGCUCUGUGUGUCAUUCAGUUUAUGGGCCUUGAUAAAAUAAUCGAUUUCAUACAAUAAUAUCCUCACAAACACACGGUUUUAGCCAACCCAUCACCCAUGUGAAUAUCACCACUCCAGUCUUCUAAAAAUCUCUCUAUAUUCCCACCGAAAGUCUCACAAGUCAUUCCAAUUUUUCCUAUAUUGUGCACACAAAUUUAUUAAAGUUGUGUUUGAAAAGUAAGUGUAAUAUAUUGCCACCUCUACACGGUGGACAUUGCACGUAGUUACAAUUUUUUGUAGCCAGAAACUAAAGUAAUCAUCACCCUUUUUGUUUAUUUCCAGCAUGUGAACUUUGGAGCACAAAAGUCUGUACAUUUCUUGUGUGUUUCUUAACCAAACUCUUGACUUCUUGGUUUGGCUGCUUCUUUUUCCUUCUUAUUUUUUUGGAUUCAUUUCUUUUGCCCAAUCUUUGCAUCUCUUUCUAGGGAUCUCUGUAACUUUCUGCCAUUAAUAUAUCUUGGAUUUUUGCAUACACAUCAAAUUUUACAAUAGUGAAAUAUUUGGCUCAUCUUCACUGGGCUUGUUUGGAUGCUAGUACUAUAGUCUAUUCAUAUUUGAGUGAUGCUAUGAAGAUGGUUGCAUAGAUGUGAGUUACUAGUGCAUUAAAGAUGGGAUCUUUCAGUCAUUUAGGCAUUGGUUUGAGUUUCUUGUUUGGUUGUCUUUUAUUAGGCUUCAUUGCAGAGCUUUAUUAUGUGUUAUGGUGGAAAAAGAGAUUGAGAAACAGGGCUAUUCAAGAUCCUUCUGAACCCACCACAGAGGUUUCCUAUAUGUUUUGUUGGAGAAGCCCUGUUGGAAGUAGCAGAAAACAAGAACUGCCCAUUUCUAUAAAAAGGCCAACAAAUGGUCUUGACCAAGAUUUACAGAUGUUGAAAAACUACAAUGGUGAAGAAGGUAUUGAAUCAGAGCUCAUGAGGCUGCACAAUCUCUGUGGGCCACCCAGAUUUCUCUUCACAAUCAAGGAAGAAACCAAAGAAGAUUUAGAAUCUGAAGAUGGGAGAUCAAGAGGUGAGAUAAGUUUUAGUAGAAAAGGGUCAAGAAGUAAGAGCUUAGGGGAGCUUUUGGCUUGUGUUGAGACACCUUAUUUGACACCUUUGGCUUCACCUUCCUUAAAGUCACAGUCUUUGGAGUGUUAUAAUCAUCAUGGAUUCAACCCUCUUUUUGAAUCAUCAACUGAUGCUGAGAUUAACAAGCUCAGGUUCUCACCACCUCCAAAGUUCAAGUUCUUGAGGGAUGCUGAGGAGAAACUGAUGAAGAAACUAAUGGAAGCUGCUGAGAGAAAGUGCCUGUACAAAGUUGAAGAGAAAGAUGAAUCUCUAGGUUCAGUUGUUAGUGAAAGCAAAUCAGUACAGUCUCAUCCUACUGCUUCUUCACAGGUACUUCCAUUGUCAACUUCUCCUCCAGAACUCAAAACUGUUUGAUUAGGAAGUUUAUUGUGCAAUUAGCUCAGAAUUAUGGUUUUGAAUUUUUGUUCUAAAUUCUUGUUUUUAACCCUUUGUUUAUUGGAGUUACAAAUCAUCAAUUUCUGUUCUUCUCUGCUCA